Molecule: messenger RNA, 735 nt
Organism: Alternaria burnsii
Lineage: Eukaryota; Fungi; Ascomycota; Dothideomycetes; Pleosporales; Pleosporaceae
Exons: 1
Coding region: 1-735 (244 amino acids)
Source: RefSeq, a predicted model, not a curated record
AUGGCUUCGGUUCAACACGUGAUCGAUCCGAAAGCGGAUACCAUUAUCAUCUUACGAUCACCAGGAAACCCAGAAUACUUCGCCUUGUGGGAUAACUCGCCAUUCGAAAAUCUCGAUGCACUCGCUCAACUUCCUUUCUCCAUGGUGGCCGAGGACGUGGAGACCACGAAUACAAACGACAAUACAGUUCAUCAGGCACCAUCCGAGGGUAUCAUAAUGACAAGCUUGGAGCAUACAACUCCGGACGUUCCCGUUGGCUCGGUACUGUACUGUGUUUCUUCGCGCCAUCUUACCCUGGCUUCUCCGGUGUUCAGGAAAAUGCUAUCGCCGGACGGUUUUCGUGAGGGAUACAAGAAGCCAGAUGGCCGCUACUAUAUUGUAGCCGAGGACUGGGAAGAGGAGGCUUUUCUUAUCUUCCUCAACAUGCUACAUCUACAGGGUCGUAAGAUCCCACGCUACGCCAAUCUUGAGCUAUUGGCCAAGGUCGGCAUACUCAUAGACUACUAUGAUUGCGAGGAUGCGGUCGAGUCUUUCACUACUAGGUGGGUGAAAUCCCUCGACGGAGAUGUACCUUCUGAGUACUGUCGUGAUCUUCUACUUCAUGUUUGGGUCUCUUAUGUCUUCCGAGACGCAUAUCGCUUCCGGGUUGCCACGAAUGGGGCAGCUGGCUACUGUGAUGAGGGCACUCUUCGGACAUUAGGCCUUCCUAUACCACCGGAAGUCUCAGGUAAGUGA